CCCUCCGCAAAUCCCUCCCAAUACUUCCCCCUCCCCCAUCCCAAGAUGAAGCAUUUCAAUGACUAGCUCUUCGAUUCGAAUUCCCUUUACUGGGCCUUUACCUCCUCCGAUUAUUGUCCCCCCCUCUGCUCGCACACUUGCGGGGGCCGUUGACGCCCUUCGUUUUUUUCUCACUGCACCGCCUUCUCCCUACCUGCGUGGCGUGGAUGUUGGCAGACAUGCCCAGACUGUGCUUUUGACUGGUGCGGGCAUUUCAGUGGCAUCAGGCUUGUCCGAUUACCGAGGGGAGAAUGGCACAUAUAGAACCAAUAAAGCGUAUAGACCUAUCUAUUAUCACGAAUUCGUCACUCGCCAUGAGUCUCGCAAACGUUAUUGGGCUCGCAGUUUUAUCGGGUGGCCGGGCCUUUUGAAGUCAAAGCCCAACUCUACGCAUCUAUCGAUUCGGGAUAUAGGCGCCAAGGGCUAUAUCAGUUCAGUGAUCACGCAAAAUGUGGACUCCUUCCAUUCCUUCGCUCAUCCCGAGUUACCAACCCUGGAGCUGCAUGGCUACCUCCGAUCAGUCAUUUGCGUCAACUGUCGGAACCAGGUGCCCCGGGAAAUAUUUCAAAAGUCGCUUGAAAGGCUCAACCCGGCCUGGGCUGAAUUCCUGGCGAAAAUGACUGAUAUUGGCGCUUUGGAUACCAGUAACCGAGAGGAGCAACGGCGGAGGGGACUCAAGAUCAACCCCGAUGGGGAUGUCGAUCUGCCGGAGGCACCAUAUUCGACAUUUCGAUAUCCCUCUUGCCCUACCUGUCUGGAUAAGCCUCCACGCCUUCAAGAUGGCACACUAGCCAGAGUAGACGUUGAACAGGAUGGAGCCUGGCUUCCCACAUCAACCGCCGGGAUUCUUAAACCUGGCGUCAUCAUGUUUGGCGAGAAUAUUGACCCUGUUGUGAAAGAAGCGGCCGAAGAGGCAAUUGAUGAUGCCGGAAGACUGCUGGUCUUGGGAAGUAGUCUUGCAACGUAUUCGGCCUGGCGAUUAGUGGAACGAGCUCACAAACGAGGCAUGCCCAUCGGAAUCAUCAAUAUUGGAGGGGUCAGGAAUGAAGCGGCUUUAUUUGGAGGAGAUCACGAUACUGUGUCUCGGUUCAUUCGAGUGAAUUUGCCUUCGGAAUCUGUGCUAGGCCCGGUGUCUGACCAACUCCCUAUUCACAUUCACUAACUAAGCAUAGGUUGUUAAUGGACCGAUUCACGUUGUAGAAUUUUAUGUAUGC
Aspergillus saccharolyticus JOP 1030-1 is the source of this 1253-nucleotide messenger RNA. RefSeq names its product putative SIR2 family histone deacetylase. The coding region runs from base 59 to 1201 and encodes 380 amino acids. The transcript has a single exon. Gene Ontology annotation, molecular function: NAD+ binding. Lineage: Eukaryota; Fungi; Ascomycota; Eurotiomycetes; Eurotiales; Aspergillaceae. The record is from RefSeq and is a predicted model, not a curated record.